Messenger RNA from Durusdinium trenchii, 1224 nucleotides. Lineage: Eukaryota; Dinophyceae; Suessiales; Symbiodiniaceae. The record is from the annotation of a GenBank genome assembly.
GCACGAAUGAUAGGGGGCUGUAGAUGGUGCGGCUGUGCGUGGUUUGCGAUGCAAUUCCUGGCGGCAGCUCGCCGACCCUGAGCGCUGAGCUGUAUCAGGUCCUCGUUGACUUGGGCGUGGCGCGGGCCGAUUCGACUGCGGAUCGACCUCGCCUUUGCCGCCAUUGCUCGCACUGGCGGGCGAAAGCGCUGCGGGUGGUGGAGUUCGUGGCAGUUUGGAUCGGAGCUUUUGUGACCGUGCUUCAGCGGCUGUUCCCGGAGGAUCGCGCGCUGAAGCGGCCUGAGCUGGCGGAGCGUCGCAAUGCGCUCCAGGUUGGUGGCGAGUUUCAGGAGUACGCUCUGACCAAACAUGGGGCGCCGGCCCCUUUCUUGGACCGCGCGACGCUCCAGCUGUACACCCUCGUGCAGCACCAGCAGCCAGCGGACAUCUUAAUGUCAACCAUAACUUUGCGUGCUUUGUGCAACGACGCAGAGCACAUGAGGGCGUUCUGGCUGUUGUUCGAGCAGGUCCGUGGUGUCCCUCUGGGCGCAAUCUCCUUGCGCCGUUGCAGCGACAGUGCUUUGGAGGAGCUCGUCAUGGCGACGAAGUCCCAAUGGCACAGGUCUGGCAUAGGCCAACGGGCCUGCCCUUGGCACGCCUCGCAGAAGGGGCCCGCUCUGAGCAAAGCAGUGCGCUGGCUGCGGUCAUGUUACGAUCGCGUGCGGCGCAUGGGGGCGAAGAAGGUUUUGAAAAAGGGCAAGAUCCUCCAGAAUCUGACGACGUGCGGGUUCAACAAAAGCGGACUAUUUCGAUCCAUGGUGGCCAGAGAUCUUGAAGCUCUUUUGCAUCUCGAGGAUGAGGAGGGCUGGGGGACAGGCUAUACGCAUGUUAAACUUCUCACCCAGCAAAUCUCAAAACUCGUGUUUUGUGCAUUAGAGUGUUGAGAUUGAAAGUGUGUGUAUGUGUCCCAUGUUCCCAAGCGUUCCGCGGUCGCUAUGACACAUGAGCCUUUUGAUACCAUGAGCAGGGCCGUUUUUAUCAGGUGUUCUUGGCAGGUGCAGGCAAGCAGUAUCGUAAAGUACCAAUGCAGAUCGUUGUCUGCUCACCCGAGCCCUAUUCUAAGUGUGCGCGCGCAGUUUGGGGUUUCUUUGAACUUGAAAUCAGUGUCUCGAAGUUUUUGUGGCAGAAGCUGGAUGUGUUUUUUCUCGCUCCACAUAUAUUAAUAAUAUUGGUAUAUGAAUAGAC